This is a messenger RNA of Nelumbo nucifera (sacred lotus), 2986 nucleotides long. RefSeq names its product CCCH-type zinc finger family protein. Gene Ontology annotation, molecular function: metal ion binding; mRNA binding. Lineage: Eukaryota; Viridiplantae; Streptophyta; Magnoliopsida; Proteales; Nelumbonaceae. The record is from RefSeq and is a predicted model, not a curated record.
AGUAUAUACAAUUUACCACCACGAAGAGAAGAAAAAGUACGGAUAAAGCCCCAUAAAUGGAAAGUCGAAGGCUUGGAUUAAAGAAACCAUCGUUAUGAGCAGCUCAUUUGCUUUGAGUUUGAGGGUUCAGCUCUCUCUCAAUCUUCAACUCUAAGGCCUAAAGCCUACUCUCAUCUCUCUCUCUCUCUCUCUCUCUCUCUCUCUCUCUCUCUCUCCUCUUAUCCUUUUCUAUCACUCUCUCUCUCAUCACGUGCUGGAUCUGGGCAUCUCAGAUCGGAUCCAUCCAUCUCUACUCCCUUUGUUGCCCUAAUCUUAAGCGACGCCUCUGCACGCCCAACUCUGUGUUUAAGUUGCUUCUUAAUUUGAUCGAAAUCUAGGAAUCUAUCGGGCAUACAGAGCAGCCGCCAUGGAAGCGGCAACACGAGAUUCGAGCCAACUACCGGUGGCUGCAGAGGAAGAGUCCCUCAAGAAGAAUACAGAUUGUGUUUAUUUCCUGGCAUCUCCUUUGACCUGUAAGAAGGGAAGUGAAUGUGAAUACCGCCAUAGUGAACCUGCCAGGAUUAACCCCAGAGAUUGCUGGUUCUGGCUGAAUGGCAACUGUCUGAAUCCAAAAUGUUCAUUCCGGCAUCCACCUCUGGAUGGCUUUUUAGGAACCCAAGGGGCAUCUUCUGUGGGAUCAUCUCUAUCUCCACAGGCUGGGAUAUCAACACAAAUGCCUCCAGCCUUCACUGCUCCUGCUCAUGGUUCUGGUAAACAACCCACUCCUUGCUUUUUCUUCCAGAAAGGACUUUGUUUAAAGGGUGACAGAUGCCCCUUCAUGCAUGGACCACAGCCACUAGCACCAAAAGUUGCUCCUACUGUUACUGAACCUCAAAUUUCCAAGAAAACCUCUUUUGGGGGCCUUGAGAAGUGCACUACUCAACAGCAGAACAUCCCGAAACAAAAUACCAUAAACCAAAUUGAAGUACCUCCACCAGAAAAAUCAGUUAUGAAGACUGAAACUGCACUGCCAAAAAACGGUAUUGCAGCUAAGAAAAAUGUACAGUCAGAUGAUGAACAACUUAGAUACAAACCAGCAAAUAUCCCUGCCUUCAGUGGAAGUUCUGUAAGUAGACCAGUAAAUGCUCCUGGCACCGGUGGAAAUUCUUUAAGUAGGCCAGCAAAUGCUCCUGGAGCCAGUGGAAAUUCUGUAAGUAGGCCUCACUGUAGUCGUCAAGCUCAAGUUUUGGAUGAUCGUAGUUUUCAGAAUGGUAAAGAAGGUGAUGAAAUCUUGGGUGAAUCAUCACCUGGCUUUGAUGUUCUGGUAGACAAUGAACUCAGAAAUUCUCAUUACUACCAAAAUGUGGACGAAUAUGGAAGCGCGACAGACCAUGAUGGAAGGAAUUUGAACUCUGCUGGUGAAUUUGAUUAUGGCUGUUCUGUUGAUUACGAUUCAGUGAAUAAAUUUGACCAAGAACCAUACAUUGAUUCACGUGGGUAUGAUCCAUAUGGACGGGCUCAAGAUCAUUAUCCUUGGGAGCAGCAUAGGGCUUCAUCGGUUUCAGAAAGGCUAUCUCUACCAGACAAGAGGGGGUACCCAAGAGGUAAGAGUCCCGAUCAGAUUGGUGAGUCAGAUCUGCGCCAUCGGCUAUCAAAGCAAAGGAGGCUUAAUGGAUCCAGAUCUAUUAUUAGCUCUAAUUGUCGUGAUGAUGGCCACCGGAGAAAUGACCAUGAGCAUCAUUUCGAGGAUCAAAGAAACCAGGACCGAUCUUGGAGAGAGACAAGCAAUUUGCCUCGAGAAAAUUCCAUAAGUAAUCGGCUACAAGGUAGAAUUACACUUCCUGGUAGGUCUUCUUCACCGGACAGCAAUAAUAGUAGCUUGCGUCCUGAAAGGGAAAUGAACAGGGGACGAAGCUGGGGUAGAUCAUCACCACCAGGCAGGGGACCAAUAUCAUCCUAUCAGGGAAGACACCAAGACAGAAUAAAACGGAGGGGCCAAGAGGACGAUAACAUUGAAGGGAGAAACUUUAGGGCUCCUCUUGCCAGAAGAGAUGACAUAGUUAGCACUUUAGAUUUUGCUGGUCCAAAAAGCCUUGCAGAGCUGAAAGGUUCAAAGCAUUUGGAGAGCACUGAAGACCAGGAAAAAGACCAGGAAACCAAAGCUCGUCAAGUAUUUCCCUGCAGGGAGCAGCAAAACUCUAAGAUUGGAAAACUUGUUGCUCAAGAAUCUGAAGAUUCACUUUCCUUUGAGGGUCCCAAACCUCUGAGUGUACUUCUGAAGAGGAAAAGAGAAGCAGAAACAACUUCUGGAAAUAUCAAGAUUUCUGAUAUUGGAGAGGAAAGCAGUCCAAGGAGUGAAAACUUUAUGGGUGGUUCCAGGAUGACAGCAAUUACUGAGACACAGAGUGAUCUUCCUUCUGAGCGCAAGAAAGAAGACGAUGAAAAUAUUGUCAGCAAUCAGGAAAAAUCCAAAUCUUCAGCUGCCACAGUUGAGGAUGAUGAAGAGGGUCAGAUCUUCCCGGAAGACAAUGAGGUGGCUCAUGAAGAUGAACCUUAUGCUCAAGAUGGAACUGAGUUUGAAGCUGAGGAUGCAACAAUGUUGGAUGAUACAUUCGAAGAUCAAGAGCUUGAAACCUUUGAUCAGAGAGGUGGAGAGUCUGAUUAUGAGCAGACUGGUGGUCAGGAUAAAACAGAGGACGAAAAUUUAGACCCAGAAGAAUACUUGGACGAUGAAGAUGGGGAUGACUUCGCAAAGAGGAUUGGUGUUAUGUUCUCCUGAAGAAGGGUGAGAUGAAAGUUACUGCUCACAAUCGCAGCCAGUGCAGAAGACUUGGUAGCAUUGUUUUUAUUUAAACUAUAAAUGGCUCUUCGAAAUGAGCUGAUGUAGCUUUCACCUAUAGGUUUUCUGCUUUAACUGAAGGAAGCCUUGUUCUUGUAUUAAUGGAACUCGUUUCAGUGUAUGUAAGGUUGAAUGAAAAUUUCUUUCUGCCCCCUCAUAAGAGUUAAA